Tigriopus californicus is the source of this 1850-nucleotide messenger RNA. It is a transcript of the gene Atac3, whose product is annotated as GA-binding protein subunit beta-2-like. The record is from RefSeq and is a predicted model, not a curated record. Gene Ontology annotation, biological process: positive regulation of transcription by RNA polymerase II. Gene Ontology annotation, molecular function: transcription cis-regulatory region binding; protein binding. The coding region runs from base 129 to 1781 and encodes 550 amino acids. The transcript is spliced from 4 exons. NCBI's taxonomy places the organism in Eukaryota, Metazoa, Arthropoda, Copepoda, Harpacticoida, Harpacticidae. Gene Ontology annotation, cellular component: nucleus.
UUUUACAUCAAUACACAAGGACACUUCUGGCCCCUAUAAGAACUUCCGGCCAUCUUGGACGAGUAAAUCUUGGUAUUUCGGAGUGAAAUCGGGACGCUGAGCUCGUGUAACACGUGGGAAGCCUCAUCAUGGCCAACUCCGGAAUCUUGAUCGGGAUGGACGACACGGGUUCCGGACCCAUUACGGUCCAGACCACAGCCAUGGGCGGGCUGGAUCCCCACGGAUUAAACGUGGGAGGAUUGGGGGGCCAUUUGACGCCCGCUUUGGGUUUAGGGGGCGUCAAUUCCGAGAGCCAACAAUGUACCUUGGUGGAACUGGGCAAGAUUCUUUUGACAGCGGCUCGCGAUGGCGACACGCAAGAGGUGUGCGGCGUGAUCCGCAAAGGCGCCCCGUUCACCACGGACUGGUUAGGCACAUCGCCCUUGCAUAUGGCGGCGCAAAACGGGCACGUGGAAUGCUGUGAAGUGCUCUUACGGGCGGGGAUCUCCAAGGAUGCCCGCACGAAAGUGGACAAGACGCCCAUGCAUUUAGCGGCCCAAGAAGGUCACGUGGAAGUGUUGGAACUACUUCUGAAGCAUUCGUGCGAUAAAGAAGCCCUAGAUAUGUUAUAUAUGACGCCUCUCCAUUGGGCGGUGGAUCGCGGGAAUGUGGGCGCGGUGGAAAUGUUGUUACGAUUUGGAGCUGACACUAAUGCCGUGAGCAAAUUUGACAAGACCCCCAUGGAAAUUGCAUCUGAUCAGGGCCGUCCGGAUAUUUUUGAAAUGCUUCAAAAUGCCGACUCUUUCCUACAAAUCCCGGUCGAUCCGCACGAAUCUGACGCGGCCACUUUGGCCGCCACACAGAGCAUCAUGGAUAACGAUGCCAUGGAUCAUUCCGCCUCUCUGUUAAGUCCGCCCGGUGCGGACUUGAAUGGGUCCGAGGCUCCUCAGGUUACCAAAAGUCCCGAGAACGACGCCGUCAAGUUCUUGGAAGCGCAUGGCAUCACUAUUCAACCCGAAGAUUCCGGUGGUGGAGCCCUGGAGUCUCAUCUGCGAACCUCCAAGCAGACGUUGACCUUGACCGAGGCGGGGAAAAUGCUCCUCAAUACCAACCAAGGGCACAGACCGACGACUGUCAAGAAAGUGAUUGUGUCUUCCAAAGCGGGGACUUCUAAAAUCUCCACCUUGCCCGUCACAACCAAGUUAGUGGCCGUGUCUUCCGCCAAAAACGUGAUCCCUGUCAGCUCGGGUGGUAUGGCCACCAUUGUGGUGGGUAGUGGCCCCACCAAACGGAUACUUCGCGUUCCUCCCAGCCAAUUGGCGGCCUUAAAGUCUCGCACCUCGAACAUUAAGAUUGCAUCCCCCAAUAAAGGAACGAUCGCGGCCGCCUCCGGCUCAACGGGCACGAAGCUCACCGUAUUACGGGUCAACCCUCAUUUAAAGACCGUCCAAGGCUCCCCUGCUGUAAUGCAAAAGUUCAGCUCUCCCAAUUCCACCAUCACUUUGGCACCAGCCAGCAACCUUGUGUCUUCGAAAGGAAUCACCACGAUUGUGACGGAAGCUUCGGGAUUUGCUCACGGGGCCCCUAUCAUGGUCAGCUCAAUCAAAAAGGAGCCCGCUCCGACUUCCCCGCAACCGGUUCAAGGUGAUACCCUCACCCUCAGCCGCACCGAGUUACAAAAGAUGCUGGAUGCUGCCAAAGAAGAAUACCGAGAGAAAAUGGAAGCGCAAGAACGGGAAAUGUCCCGACUACGGCAACAAGUUGAGGCCCUGGCUAAGGGUGCUACUUUCCAAUCAAAGUAACCCAGUAUAUACAUUGUGAUUGAUAAUCGAACCGCUCUCUUUCAAUAGAAUUACUGAUAUGUGAAAGAA